This is a messenger RNA of Diaporthe amygdali, 558 nucleotides long. RefSeq lists its product as uncharacterized. The transcript has a single exon. NCBI's taxonomy places the organism in Eukaryota, Fungi, Ascomycota, Sordariomycetes, Diaporthales, Diaporthaceae. The coding region runs from base 1 to 558 and encodes 185 amino acids. The record is from RefSeq and is a predicted model, not a curated record.
AUGAUCGAGCGCGACACCGAGUCCCAACAAAGCCAUGACCAUACCCCUCUCGGUACGCCUACACAUACGACUGAUACCGUACCUGGUCCGGGGCUUGAAGGCCAGUUCUCGGUGGAGCAAGGCAUAGAAAGUGUCCCUUGGCCCGGCCGGACGUUCAUGAUCAGAAAUCGGGCGUCAGAUAGGGUUCUGGCGCGAGAGCAUGGCCGUUUGGUGCUGAAGAGGAUUGCAGAUCUGGCGGUCUGCGGUUGGCAUUGGGCCUGCACGGAGAAGACGGGCAAAUGGCUUGGUUUUCGUGAAACAAGUUCGGGCGUCUACCUUGGACGUGAUAAUCAAGGAGGCUUCAGAGCCUCGACUAUAGAACAUAAGGCGUGGGAGGCUUUCAACGUAAGAAGGCAUCCAGAUGGAGGAUAUCUGCUUUUGUCGAUCGAUUGGUGGUCUCAGAUGUGCAUGGCCGCCGACAUGAAGACCCACCAUGUUGUUGAAAUCGAAGGGUCUGGAGACGAGGGUGGUGUAGCUGCGCUGUGGGAUUUUGUGCAAGUCGAAGCUCAUUUGAUGUAA